Planococcus citri (citrus mealybug) is the source of this 5122-nucleotide messenger RNA. RefSeq lists its product as uncharacterized. Gene Ontology annotation, molecular function: nucleic acid binding; zinc ion binding. Gene Ontology annotation, cellular component: P-body. NCBI's taxonomy places the organism in Eukaryota, Metazoa, Arthropoda, Insecta, Hemiptera, Pseudococcidae. The transcript has 5 exons. Gene Ontology annotation, biological process: deadenylation-independent decapping of nuclear-transcribed mRNA. The record is from RefSeq and is a predicted model, not a curated record. The coding region runs from base 610 to 4734 and encodes 1374 amino acids.
UAAUUCUACGUGUUAGAAAAAAAUAUUUUCAAAAUAUUACCUACGUACUUAACGAUCCACUGAUGUAAAAUUUAAUGAAAUGAUGAUUCCAUCUUUAAAGUAUAAAGAACUCUCAAAGCCACAAAGAAAAAAAAACAAGAAAUGAUUUCACUUUUAAAAUUUUCUUCAUCAAUAAAUUGAGGUACCUACCUAUUACCUAAAGAUAUUAUUUUAAGAAUAAAAUUAAAAAAUUUUGAAUCCAUAAAAUGUGACAAAUUUGCAUGAGAUGAUCCUUUCUCUUUUUUAAAUGAGAUUUUAAGGUAGGUAGGUACCUAUACUUAUUACUCUUCACGACGUUGUUAGCCGCCAGGCUGCGCUCCUCAACACAGAGAUACUCCGCCCGUGUAACGCGGCCCUGCCGCGCUACGAGCUACGUACGCUCGUGUAACUCUUCGCACUUGCUGUUUUGUUAUACUACGUGUUAGAUGUGUUCUCCGUGUAUCCGAGUAUUCUUUUUGUUGUUUGAUGAAGUAUUGUUUUAUUUGAUUAAUAUAUUAAUUGGUUAAUUAAUAUUCCCCGUGUCAACUCGUUAUUUCGUAAUUAUCAAUUACUCAAGUUCUCGCCGAUAUCAUGGCUGAUAGACAUCGUAGAGAUGAUGAUGACCGUAAGAGCAGACGAGAUGAAGACAGGUAUCACCGGUCUAAAGCCCAGAAACGGUCCAGAUCAGACUCCCGAAGCCGCCACCGACGUCAUCGUUCCAGUGAGGAACGCGAGAUAGAUAUAGAAGCUGAAACGCGACGAAUGAACGAGAUUCAGGCCAACAUUGAACGUCAACGCCAGAGAGACAGAGAAAGGGAAGAAAGUAACCGAAGAAAAGCCCAUAAGUCUGAGUCGUCGAGAUCAAAUCGAGAUGUAAGUACACAGAGUAAUGUAGAUUCGAGUAGACAGACGACUAAGUACAAUGAAGGUGAUAUUGUCACUCAGUACAAAAUUAUUAGAAACAAUAGCAAUCAGGCUCCGAAGACAACCAGCACUGAGACACGCACAGAGAACGUAGUGAGUAAUGAGAAUACGACGAGAGAGGUAGAAAAGAAAAAGAAGAAGAAAAAGAAAAAGUCUAAGUCACCGGAGAAACAGAGUCCGUUAUCAUUUAAUCGAGAUGUUGUGCCAGUAGCAAUUCCGCUACCACCUAAGAAUGAUUGUCGUACGGUUGCAACGUUAUCACAGCCUUCAACGUCAUCUCAGAGUUCCGUACAGCAUCCGAGCACGAAUCAGGACCAGUUUACGAGUUCGCACGUACAGAGUGAAGGUGAAAUUCAAUUGUCGUUUUUGAAUUGGGAACCAGGUGCGAAGCGGAGAGCAGCGAUGGACCAAGCGAUGAGUAAAUUGCUUGCACUGAGAGCCGAAGAUGAGAUGGUUGAGAAAGCAUUGAAGAAGAAACGAAAGCGCUCAAAGAAAGAGACAGAGACUGAGAAACCGAUAUUAGUGAGAAGAAUGCCGGAUGCUGUGCCAGCUACCGAGAACACCAUUCAAACUGAGACAGUACCGCGACCCGCGCCUGAACAGCAACGUCAAGUUGAACGACCCCGCGCCCCGACGCCAAAACCAACGAUGUCCGACGCUUCGGAAAAUGAACGUAGUUCUUCAGACUCCGAAUCGGACUCGGAAGAGUCGGAUGAUGAUUCGUCUGAUUCCAGCUCCGAAGAGGAAGAAGAGGAGAACGGAGAUGAUUCUGGAACUGGAGGAGGUGCUACGUCGAACAGUACCCAAAAUCCUCCGCCUCCUCCUCCACCAUCUGGAAAUAGUACGAGUACACAGAGUGAGCCAGCGACUGAGACGAAACCGAAGAAAUCGUCUAAGAAGUCGAAAGAGAAGAAAACGCGUUCCAGUAGGAAAAACCGUCUGACAGAGAAUAUGAUGCGAAGCAAUCAUGAAACGCGUAAGGUACUGACGAAGGAGGUGAGAAUCGAGACGUGGCAUCAGAUGCUACAGUUGGAUGCUGAGAUCUACAAUAUUAACCUCACGAAGCGGACCAAGAGGAAAGCUGAGGAGAAGCAGCUUCGUAAUCUCGUUCUACACAGACUAGACGAAUAUUAUUUUGUGAGAGUAGGGCAUAUUACGCCUGUACAGAAGAUGAUCGACGCCAUUUUCGACUUACGGAGAGUAGAGAGGAACGUGAGUAGGGGUACGAUCAAGUCCGAGUUCAACAAGUUAAUGCUAGGUAGAGGGGAAACUCUCGACGCUUUCUUUGGGCGUAUGGACGAACUCACCUACGACUUUAAGAUGCAAACGAAAGGGGAAGAGAUUCCCGAGCCAGAGAUCUUUGAUAGGAUAGUAGAGGCGACAGAGUCUAUCUAUACAGAGCUUAGGGUUAUUCUUAAGUCUAAGGGCGAAUAUCCUCAUACGAGUCUCGCUGACCUUAAGUUGUUGUUGUUACAGCUGGAGUCUGAACGGAGAGGUGGGCCGCAGCAGGCCAACUAUGCUAGUCACCGACCAGUUAUCCGACGGAGCGACGGAAAGCCCCAACCGAGACCGCCUUACAACGCCGAUACCCUACCGAGACCGCCCGAUCACAAUUGUUACAACUGCUCCAACCCGGAUCAUUACGAUUACGAAUGUCCGAAGUGGGAAGAUGGACCGAGGUGUUUCAGAUGUUCGGAGUGGGGUCAUUUUGGAACGACGUGCAACAAUCCCCGCGUAUUCUACAAACACGAAUUCGCAAAGUACCGAGAUAGUUCCCGAGACAACCGGAUCAGAGAUACAAUUAACGGAGCAGCCCAAUUAAUUAGCGGUGAACGGCAACCGGAGGAUUUUAUGGGUAUACCGAGAUUCGACCGAGACGCGAGAAACGAUAUCGAAGAAAAUCGUCGAAGACAUCAAUCGUCGAGCCGUUACCGGUCACCGAACCGCGACGAACAACAUCGCAGCCGCUCAUCCCCGCCGAGGGAAACCGAUAAGAGUAGCCGGAGCGCAACAGACAGAGAUGCAACCCAAACCGAGAAUCGCCGACAGAGCUCAUCAACGCAUUCGUCAGCCAGCGGUCCAUCACCGCCGCCCGGACGCGGUCGCUCUAUGGCGAGACCGGAGGGAGCGCGACGUCUACGUAAUUUUCCUGCGAUGCUUGUAGACCCGCACAUCGAAGAGGAAUCGCCGUACACGUCUUUCCUACUGAUGGAGCUACCGGACAUCGACGUUAAUUCGCUCAACGGAACCCAGGCUGGAUUGAUUUACAACCACAUCGCCAAGUGGGAACAGAUGUUGGCUUGGUUUAGAACGCGAGUGGAACUGAGAAUUCACGCGAUUAACGUCGAAGCGAGAAAACCGACAGAGAUCGAGCCUGUAUUCGAUAUAGGCGGCGUCGAGUAUUCGUCGUUUUUGGACACCGUCGGACCAGCCAUUAUUGGCCAACCAAUGGUUCAACCGCCGCCUGGUUUUCCGCCAAUACCACCAGUUCCGAAGCCGGUCUACCUGGAACAUACGAAAGAACAGACGAUGCUGCCGUUUACCAACACACCGCAGCCAGGAACCAGCGCUUCGACGUCGAAAACAGAGAAACCGGUUGAAAUGAACCCGAUUGGGUGUAUUAAGGCGCCGGAGAAUAAAACAGAGAAAGGAUCAAGCCCAAAUAAACCGCAAACGAAAGCCGCGAAGAAAGAAGGCACUUCAACGGACGAAAUUUUCAAAAAGUUUCGUGAACAGAAUCCGAACGCCGGUAAAUCGCCUUUGAAUCUUGGAAAGGUGUAUAAUCCACGCAGGGACGCGAGGACACCGAAGAAAAUGGAUACGAACAGAGAAGGCCCGGAACAUCGUAAACCGACGAAGCCGACUAAACUCGAUCGUACAAUUGCGGCGCCGAAACCCCCAACCCCGCCACCGAUGCCGGAAAAACCGUUGUGGGAAGUUAAAUCGACGAAAGCGGUUGCCGAAGCCGAAAUGGAUACAACGGCUCAAUCCGAGGCGAAAACCGACGACGAGUGGAACAAGCCAGGCCCGAGUUCAGCACAGAGUAAUGCAACAGAGAAGCCGCAUUUAAAUUCGUUAGGCCAAGAUAUGAAUGCGCCGCGGCCACACACGCCCGAAAUCAUCCGGCAAAACCUACUAAUUCGGCCAGACAUUCCGUGCGAAGAAGAAUGGGAAAUUGGCGACGGAGAAGUGAUUGAUCGACGGAGAGCGAAUUAUCGUUCCGUUAAUUUCAUGUACGUGAAGCAGAUCAUGGAAUUGAACUUCACGAAGGUCAACGAGAGGCUCACCGAGAUCGAAACGCGCCUUCACCGAGAGCAGGUUCCUGAUGAAGCAGACGAGGGAAGGCCGAUGCCGGAUGCCGAGAGGGCCCUGUUAACCAGGCAACAGGAGGAGUUAAACGACGCAGCGAUGGCGAUCACGCGCGUAUUGGAAGAUCCUGGUUCAAUUGAAGACGCGAUUGAAGGUCUGCAUCAAUUAAUCGAGAUGUCGCGUAUUUACCACUUUGCGCUGGAUGAACACCCGCAACGCGUAUUAAUGAUGCUGCGAACAGAGAACCUGACUAUUGAUGAACGUAGACGUCAGAGAAAUCGCGAACGGAGACACCGCAAUCGAGCGCAUCGCCAAAACGCCGAUAACGUAGACGACGGUAUUGACGUCGAUUAUUUUUCCGAUUCUGAAGAUCGUGGUCCAGGCGAUGCUGCGCCGAAUUUUCAAUUACUAGGCGAACGUUUACUUGAUGAAGCCUAUCAACGGAGAAAUCAACACGAUAACGACGAUCAACCAAUGGGAUAAACAGAGAGAAAAACAGAGAAAAAUUUUUUAUUUGUAAUUUGUCGUUGAAUUGUUCCGAAUAUUCAUGUGUUGAAUCUGUGUUCCUGUUUAUUUGAAUUUUGUGAUUUAUUUGUUCCUGUUAAUUAUAAGCUGUAAAUAUGUUUUUGCGAAAGAUGAGUCGCGCAGGGAGGGAGUGUUAGCCGCCAGGCUGCGCUCCUCAACACAGAGAUACUCCGCCCGUGUAACGCGGCCCUGCCGCGCUACGAGCUACGUACGCUCGUGUAACUCUUCGCACUUGCUGUUUUGUUAUACUACGUGUUAGAUGUGUUCUCCGUGUAUCCGAGUAUUCUUUUUGUUGUUUGAUGAAGUAUUGUUUUAUUUGAUUAAUAUAUUAAUUGGUUAAUUAAUA